AUGAGUAAAAAGUUCAAGUCGCAGGCUUCCAGCAGUCGUGCAGCUGCUGGUGCCUUUGGCUCAUUCGGAGGGUUCUCUGGUACUGCUGGUGGUGAUGGACGAGAGCCGUCUACCCUUACUUAUAUUGCAGCACCACCGGAUCUUUCUCGAAUCUCAGAGCAACAGCUGGUAAUUGCAUUCAAGAAUUUACAAAAGAAAGAUGACAUCACAAGGACAAAGGCUCUGGAAGAACUGAAAGAGUACAUCUCAGCUGUAGAAGGCAGAAAGGGAACGUUAGAUGAUGGGUUUCUAGAAGCAUGGGUAAAAAUAUAUCCCCGAGCUUCAAUUGACCUGUCAAGGCGGGUCAGACAGCUGGCUCAUACCCUGCAAGGUUCAAUCUCUGCCUUGGUUGGCAAGAGAAUUGCACCUCACCUAUCCAGAGUUAUCGGCGCAUGGCUUGCAGGCAUCUACGACAAUGACCGGCCAGUCCAACGCUCCGCUUUGGAAUCUUUCACCACUGUCUUUUCAACGGAGGAGAAGAGGAGUAAUGUCUGGAAGAUCUACCAAUCCUCCACAUUGGAUUUUAUCGAUGAUGUACUCCUCCACCAAACACCUUUGACCUUGAGUGAUGAGCGAACAGUCAAGCGGGAUGAUGCCGAGGCAAAAUAUGCUCGUGUCGUGGGAGCCGCAUUGAUGCUUUUCAACCGGAUUUUAGGAAACUCACCAGCCGAUGAUUUGCAAAGAAAUCUAGCCGAGAUUGAGAAUCUCCUUGGAAGCAAAUCUCUAUGGGGCUUUUGCAACCAUGAGGAUCCAUUUGUCCGUCGGUCUAUAUAUAUUGUUCUACGAUCAGCCAUAUCUAGAGAGCCUGGCUGGAUCGACUGGAAAAUCCUCAGUGCAGCCAUUGUUGGCAAGUCUUUGUCGAUCCCACAACUCGGAUCUGCUUCUGAGCUAUCUGAGACUCUUCUUCUUUUGACCUCGUCACGACCUCAGGUAUGGACAGAUGACUAUACCGGAAAGACAUCUGCAUCAAAACGGCUACGCCAAUACAUUCAGAAAGGAUCACAGGGUGGCCUCGCAAUUUUCUGGACAAAUCUGGACAAGCUACUUCGCAUAAUACCACGAGAGGUACUUGCUGGAGCCGAUAAAACAAGUACGGACGAGAUAGUGAAAAUUUCCAGUGCAACUGCUUUGAUGGAAGCCUUUCAAGAUGGAUUGGCCUCGAGGGAAGAACCCCGGCAAAAUCUCACUACCGGAUGGAAGUCCUACAUUCGUGUUGGAGCCUGGCUUGGGCUUCUCAUGCCUCAGAAUCAACGACCCGAGUUUCUUCAAAAAAGGUUGUCGCCACUUGUUGCACAGUAUGUGCGCCCUAAUUCAGAAUUAGGUCAAUGGUCACUUCCUUCACCAUCCGCUCAAGAUAUUUGUGCAGACUACCUCCUUGUGCUUAUUUCACACGGCCAAAGCCAUCAACUUGAGCCACUGUGGACUAAGUUAUCGAAUGACUUGCUGGAAGCCGUGAAGCUGUCAGCUCCUGAAAAAUCGAUUGACUUCCGUUCCUCUCAAGACUCGGUGUGUGCUGAAGCACGACGCUUCUUUUCGCUUGAGCCAGAAGUUCUUUCGAGGGUUUCGGACUCUGACAAUGAAGUAGAGGCCCAGGGGAUCUUUGAGAAGUUGAAUUUGUUCCUUCUCGAAAACUGCUUGGAAGUUCUUCGUUCUCGGAAUGGCAAACCUUAUGGAGCUGCUGGGGUCGUGGAGGAAUGUGUACGAAAUAUGCCCUCCGUUGCAAGGGGGUCCCAAAAGCUUGUCGAAUUUGUUCAGACAGAUGCAACCGAGCUUUUGUUCUCACCAUCUGGAGAAAAGCUUAUGACAAUCAUCUUGGCAUGCCGUGAGUGGGGUGGAUUUUCUUCUAGCUUUGAAAGGGUGGUUGAACGGACCAUGGAGCUGGAUCCCGAACAUUCUAAUGCCCAUAUCUUGAAGACCCUUCUAUCCAACCUUGAUUUCAACGAAGUCGGCGAUAAAAAUAAGCUCUCCUCGCUUGUCAUGCGAGCCCUUGAGAAGGCUUGCAGAGGGAGCUCUUCCCACUGGCAGAUAAUCAUUUCUGUUCUUCAGAACCAUACCUCUCGUAGUGGUUUGAUGGAUCAGAUAUUUUUGUCGAUCAUCGAUCAAUUGUCUCAGGAAGACAAAGUUUUGGACGUGUUGCAUGGCCUUUCUCACUUCGGAAAGACUGUGCCAUCUGCCGUCAAAGACUUUCAGAAUGGGCCCAGUGGCUCGAAGCUAACAGGAAAAUUGUUAUAUCUUACAGAAUCACCGGUCGAAGAAGUUCAUACCUUGACAGAAUCUUUGAUCAAGUCAUUCAAGGAAACCGUUGUUGGCGAUUUGAGCACUACUUCCAAAAUUGAGAUUCUGCGUCAAGGCCUGAGCCGUGCAAGCGAAGAAUCUUUGUCUAUCGAUUCACUCUUUGCCAUUGCAGAAGAACUGAUGCAGGAGGUCGAGACAAAGGACGAUUACUCCGUGAAGGAUAUUUUGCCUUCUUACAGUGCUUGGGAGGAAGCGAUGACUCCAUUCCUGCAGGUUCCUCCUCGGGCAUCCACAGCAAUUACCAGUCCUUUGCUGGGUGCUGUCAACUUGGUUCAGCAUGAUGUUUCCGACUCAUUAAAGGCACUGCAGCUUGGAAUUUCCCGAGACUCGGAUCGUUGCACUGCUGCAUUCCGCUUGACAGCAUUCACCAUCAAGGCGUUAUCGAUAUUUGAUAUUGCUACAAAGCUGGAAAAAACGGAUCUAGAAACUCUCUUUUACUUCCUCCCGUUGGCUGUUCAAUUGAUCGAUGAUGAUCUAAGCAUUGAAAACUGCAAUGGUAUAUCGGGUCUUGAGUUGGCUGACCAACGUGAAGAAUAUUUGGAGCUCGUGUUUCAGGGACGCAAAGUAAUUAGCGACUGGGCCCAAGCAAAAGAACACCUUAAGUGCUCGCCAGAGGCUACACUUUGGUCAAGUCUGAUCUCGUUCUGGGAGAGCAAGCUUGAGGGACUCAAUGGAACGUCUCCCACGGACUACCGCGUGGGACAGGCAUUCGUCAAAUUGACGAGUUCGGUGGAUGGGUUUGAAACAUCUAAACCCGCCGACGAUGUUGCCAAAAUUUGCAGAGAGGCACGAAAUGCCAAUGGAAUUCGCUCAGCAUCAUGGUUUGCCGCUUUGCGAAGCUCCAUUCUUUCCAACCCCGUUGGAAACCGACUUUGCAAUGAAUUGGUUGCCGAUUCUACUGGCCUCAAGCCUGAUGAUGUUUCCCAGGGGUUGCGAAAGCUUGUGUUUCUGAAUAUCCUGCUGUCUGGAGAAGAGGAUGUCGUUUCAAACAUUCCCACUCAGCGAUUGGUUUUCCUCACCAAAAAUCUCAUAGAAUGUCUCAAAUCAGAGGUGGCAUCAGUUGUAUUGAGAGCCGAGAUUUUGCAGACUUUGGCGUUUAUCCUCCCUGGCCUUACUGAUAUCUACGGUUCACAUUGGGAGGACAUCAUGGAGGCCUUGAGCGCUGUUUUCAAAAACACAAGCGGAGGAGAGGAUGGUCUCCCCUUGCUGGUGUCAUCUUUCCGACUGUUUGCGCGGUUGAAGGCCAUGGCCGAGGGCGAGAGCAACGAUGAUCUUCAAGAUGCAUGGUCAGAGAGGAAGACUAGUCUAUCCAAUGAGUUGGUUUCGACCAUUGGAAAAUUCGGUAGGUUGCUUGCGCAUAUUUGGUUACUUGGCCGCUUACGCAUAGUAGACUCAUCAACCACAUUCCACCAGCCCCGAGACGUCGCAAUUGAAGCCCUGCGCCGUUUAAUCAAUGGUGUCCCUGUCGAUAAGCUCGAAGAUGUCAGUGGAGUGUUCCAUCUUUUGACUGCCCACAGUCGCGCCGUUCAACGGACCGCAUACACAAUUCUUCACCUUUAUAUUCCCCAAACUCAAGAACAGGUAUCAUUUGACGUGGCCCUAUCUAAAACUGCAGUCAGCCUGCCUGACGAGUUAAUAUCCCUUCUGCUUGAGACACCAACGAUGGAUAUGGUUUCCAAGUCCUUUGGCGAUGACAAGAUGUGGACCAGCAUGAGAUCAUACCUUUUGAGCUGGAAGGUAGUCUUCGAUCACUUCACCAAUGCGUCACUUCCCGUCCAAGAGUACUACGCAGCUAGUAUCAAGGAAAAUAAUAUCUUGAUUCCCCUGCUGGAAUUCAUGUUCAAUUUCCUCCAAAAAUCACAGGGCAAGAUUGUUGAUGCAUCUAAGCUUGAGAUUCAGUCUUUCCAGCCUGAUAACUCAGAAAGUGCCGAGAAAGAGACACAAUGGCUGUUGGUGCAUCUGUACUAUCUGUGCUUGAGGCAUUUGGCGAAUAUGACCAAGAACUGGUGGAUUGACACGCCAAAAAGAAUCAAAGGGCCGGUGGAGACGUGGACAGAGAGAUACAUCUCACCUUUGGUGGUUGAUGACGCUCUCCAAGCUGUUACAGACUGGAUCGCUACUCAGGAUCCAAACGAGGAGCGAGCUCUAUCUGUCAAGAUGUCUCCACGCACAGCGGAGAUCAUUGCCAGCAUUCCAGUGGAUGAGGAAUCACCUCCAGUAUCCAUUUCGAUCUCCCUUCCCCCUGCAUAUCCGCUUCACGCUGCCGCCGUGGUCGGCCGCAGUCGUGUUCUGGUGGAUGAAAAGAAAUGGAAGAGCUGGCUGUUGACAAUCCAAGGCGUGAUCAUGUUCGCCAAUGGUAACCUUGUCGAUGGAUUGUUGGCCUUCCGACGCAACGUACAGGGUGCUUUGAAGGGACAGAGCGAGUGUGCUAUCUGUUACUCUGUGAUCUCCACCGACAUGCAGACGCCAAACAAACGGUGCGCGACUUGCAAAAACACCUUCCACUCUGUCUGUCUGUUCCGAUGGUUCAAGAGCAGUAACCAGAGUACUUGCCCGUUGUGUCGCAACAACUUUGUGUAUGUUUAA
Penicillium odoratum is the source of this 4920-nucleotide messenger RNA. Its product is annotated as ubiquitin-protein ligase RKR1. Gene Ontology annotation, biological process: ribosome-associated ubiquitin-dependent protein catabolic process; rescue of stalled cytosolic ribosome. The record is from RefSeq and is a predicted model, not a curated record. The transcript has 7 exons. Gene Ontology annotation, cellular component: cytosol; RQC complex. The coding region runs from base 1 to 4920 and encodes 1639 amino acids. NCBI's taxonomy places the organism in Eukaryota, Fungi, Ascomycota, Eurotiomycetes, Eurotiales, Aspergillaceae. Gene Ontology annotation, molecular function: ubiquitin protein ligase activity; zinc ion binding; ribosomal large subunit binding.